This is a messenger RNA of Gadus morhua (Atlantic cod), 3158 nucleotides long. It is a transcript of the gene abhd3, whose product is annotated as abhydrolase domain containing 3, phospholipase. The record is from RefSeq and is a predicted model, not a curated record. The coding region runs from base 104 to 1345 and encodes 413 amino acids. Gene Ontology annotation, biological process: medium-chain fatty acid biosynthetic process; phosphatidylcholine metabolic process; medium-chain fatty acid catabolic process. NCBI's taxonomy places the organism in Eukaryota, Metazoa, Chordata, Actinopteri, Gadiformes, Gadidae. The transcript has 9 exons. Gene Ontology annotation, molecular function: monoacylglycerol lipase activity; acetylesterase activity; glycerophospholipid phospholipase A1 activity.
GUCCCCUUGACUGUCUCCUUCACUUUGCGAAUGCAGCACCCAGCUGGACCUCAGCGAGAGACAGCCGCCAACCUCGCUGCUUGGAGAAAACAGCAACAUUGCAAUGAUCUCCCUGGACAUCAAUCUCAACGUUUUGACGAGGGACCUGUCACUUUAUUUGGAAAACCAAGUGAAAGUUGGUCUAUUCGGAUCUGGAGUCGGACUGUCGCUGGUGCUUGGCUUUAGCGCAGCGUAUACAUGUUACUACUUGGUGUCCGUGGCUAAGAAGCCUCAGCUGGUCGCUGGGGGUAAGAAGUUCUACAAGUUUCUGCGGGAACAAUGUCCGGUGGUUUCAGAGACCUACUACCCCACUUUCUGGUGCUGGGAGAGUCGAAUCCAGACGCUGCUGAGACCUUUCGUCACAGCCAAACCCGGGGUCACCUACAGAAAUGAACUCAUUAAGGCAGCAGACGGGGGCCAGAUCUCCCUGGAUUGGUUUGACAACGAUGAGAGCCCCACCCACCCCGACCCCGCCUCCAGGCCCACCGUCAUCCUCCUGCCCGGCCUCACCGGGACCAGCCGGGAGUCCUACAUCCUGCACAUGGUCCAACAGAGCCGAGAUCUAGGCUAUAGAUGUGUGGUAUUCAACAACAGAGGAGUCUCUGGUGAAAUGCUUUUGACCCCCAGGACAUACUGUGCUGCCAACACGGAGGACCUUGAGACGGUCAUGGAGCACAUCCAGCGGACCAACGAGGCGGCGCCCCUCAUGGCGGCAGGAGUCUCCAUGGGCGGCAUGAUGCUGGCCAACUACUUGGGACGCAAGGGCCGCGCCACCUGUCUGAAGGGGGUGGUGCUGUUCUCGGCCGGCUGGGAUGUGUUCGAGUGCACCGCCUCGCUGGAGAAACCUCUGGACCGCUUCAUCUUCAACUCCUACCUCACAAGCUGCCUGCAGGCCUCUGUGGACAGGCACAGACCAGUGCUUGAGAAAGCUUACGACAUAGAUCAUGUUAUGAAGGCAAAGACCAUCCGAGAAUUUGACGAGAGGUUCACCUCCAUCAUGUUCGGCUACCCCACUAACGAUGACUACUACCACGCAGCCAGCCCGGUGCACACGCUGAGGUCGGUGCAGGUGCCGAUGCUCUGCUUGAACGCUGCCGAUGACGUCUUCUCCCCCUCUCACGCCAUUCCAGUGGAGGCCGCGAAGCAGAACCCCAACGUGGCCCUCCUCAUCACAUGUCAUGGGGGCCACAUUGGCUUCCUGGAGGGCUUUUGGCCGCGACAGAGCACGUACAUGGACCGUGUGUUUAAGCAGUUUGCCCAGGCUGUCAUAGAGGAAGGAGCCCUUCUCACGGACCUAUCCUCAUGAUGACAAAACCAGUUCCUCUAAUAUUAUCUUCUUAAAUUCCUUUCUUUCCAUGGUUCCUUCCUUACUUCCGUCCUUCCGUCCGUCCUCUUUUCAUUCCUACUUUCCCCUCUUCUGCGCUUUCCCUUUCGUUAUAUUUUGUAAUUGAUUCUUUCAUUCCUUCUAUUUUUUCCCAUUAUUAUAUUUGGGUAAUUUCUUACCUUUUUUUUUUUUUUUGACCUUAGGCAAGGCACAUCAUGAAGAUAUUUAUUUUGUAAAUUACCCACGUCCUCCUAUUUAUUCCUCCAUGUAACAAACCAGUGUGUGUAACUAUGUAAUGAAUGGUAGCUAAUCAGACAUAUUCCAAAAGUCCCAUAUGGAGCAUAGCUUUUCUUGUCAUUAUUGAGAAGCAUUAAAUGUCUGCCUCUUUUUAAGUUGUGCAAGCUAGCUAGCUAAAGGAUUAUGUAUGACAUUGUGCAAUUCCUUUUAUUUUAAGGAUAACAGUACUGUACAACAUGAAAUCCAACCAGGGUCCCUUACAACUUGUAUCCGUAGAAUUUUAAACCCUCAGGGAUUAAUUUACCCAUAAUUCCUUUUUUGUUGAAACCUAAAUUCUUCUUAUUUUCCGGUAAUAUGUAUUUAUUAAUUGAAAGGUUAAUGUUACUUACUUGUUAACGUUCUCUAGUUUAGAUUUGCUGCAUGCACUUUUAUUUGCACAUUCUACCUUUAAAUGAGCAAAUAGUUCUGACAAAAAUGAUCCAUUAAUGACAAAGAAUGUAAAGUUGCACUAUUUUUAGUUGUUAACACCAUGCCUCUAAUCCCUCCAUCUAAAUCAUGUCAUUUAAGAAUUGAAAUUCCACAGAGGAGGAAACGCCCCUGUUUUCUGGUUCUACAGAUAAGGAUCUAAUAUCUUUACGAGAUUACAUGUAUGACUUUUUGGAACAUUAAUUUCUUUAAUGGCCAAUAUAUGAACAGGUUGUAAUUCAACCUAACAGAUGAGGCCAUCCCUGAUUCCUUCUGUGUCGUAGAACAGCCUAGUGGCUGAUUUGCAUUAUAUUUGAACUUGUUCGGUUACAAAUGGGAUGGAAGUGACGUCAAAGCGCAGAUAACGGCAUAACUACACUACUUUAUGAUGGUUAAUGUCUCAGCCAAUGGAGCUUGCGCUCAAGUGCUCUGAAUGUGUUAACUGGAGCCAGCUGUAGUUCACUUACUGGCCAAAGGGACCAGUAAUGAGAAGGAAUUUCGAAUUCUUACAGUAGUCCUUUUAACUGCUGUCAGAAAGGGUGACAUACAGUGAUGUGAAUGAGGUAACGUGCAUCAGAAUAAAAGGGGGCUUUAAGAUUAUUAAAGGGCUGAUGCUGCUUAACAAGAUGCAUUGUAUCAAUUAUGUCAACCGGUUGCCAGAUUACUUUGUCUUUUCAGCCAACAAUGAUAUAGGAGCUGGCUACCGUAUAGGAGUUGGCAUCGAAGAAAGCAGAAACAGAUCUGGCAGCUUGGCUUUUCAGAAAUGCACUUGCAUGAGGGACCACUUCCUGUUUCAGAGGAAUUCAUUGUGUGCGUGCAUCCUUUGGUAGUUUGUUCUGCCAAGAGCCCAUCAAGUAGCAUGUUUCUCACCUACGUCAUUAGCCCUAGAUCACUGGUGCUAACAGCACCACCUCGUUACCCGUAGCAGAAAGGACAGCCUUUUUCACAGUGUAUGAGCAUUCAUUUUGUAUGUUACACAAAAAAAGAGAAAAUUAUAUUAUAUGUACAAUUUGCAGCAAUAACAUUUGAAAUUUGAAAGAUCAAGCGUGAAUUCUGCUGUAUUAAAUAAAUCGUUGAAUAGCGUCUAAAUACA